Molecule: messenger RNA, 856 nt
Organism: Aspergillus ibericus CBS 121593
Lineage: Eukaryota; Fungi; Ascomycota; Eurotiomycetes; Eurotiales; Aspergillaceae
Product: thioredoxin family protein
Exons: 3
Coding region: 253-672 (139 amino acids)
Source: RefSeq, a predicted model, not a curated record
CCGACCUUAGUCAUCCUUUUUAAUGUUGUUCAAUUGCAAGAUAAGAAAAAAAAGAGCAAACAAAGCGAUCCUCUCCUGUAGCCUUUGACCUGCUGACUGCUGACUGCUCACUGCUCACUGCUCACUGGAAUUCGUCCCUGCGUGUAACUGGGAAACCUGCGGUAACUGUGUGUACUGUGUGAUUGUUCCUGCUCCGCGCCGAGGGAUUACUCCGGACCACCUCACUCCCCACUCUUCCCUUCAUUUCUCGCCAUGGAGCUUUCCCGCAUUCUUCUCGCCAUCGCCGUUUACCUUGUCAUCCGUCUCGUCCGCAGUCGCUUGUCCAGCAAUAACACCGGCUCCACCAUGUCUCACGGAAAGGUCAUCGAGGUCGACAACCCCGUCAUCUUCAAGGCGCUCACCUCCUCGGGGCCCGUGGUCGUCGACUUCUUCGCAACCUGGUGCGGUCCGUGCAAGGCCGUCGCUCCUGUGGUCGGCAAGCUCAGCGAAACCUACACCAACGUGCGCUUCAUCCAGGUCGACGUCGAUAAGGUCCGUUCGGUGGCACAAGAAUUGGAAGUCCGGGCAAUGCCGACCUUUGUCCUGUUCAAGGAUGGUCAGCUGCAGGAGAAGCGCGUGGUGGGCGGCAACAUGAAGGAGCUGGAGGCAGCCAUCAAGAGUAUCACGGCGUGAUGGAUCAGACGGAAUGCCCGAGCGUGCAGGAUUGAAGAAGCAAUUAGAUAGCAGCAUUUAUUCGACGGCCUCCGGUUGUAUGUUCAUGCCUGGCCAGGCUUAUCGUAGGCUGCCACCCGCCGGAGAACGCCGCCUCAGGCAACAGCCGGUGCUCAACCACGAAAUUCCCCGACUGGAGGAGAGC